AUGUGGCCAUCAUCGUCACUCGUUUUGUCCUCCCUGGCUCUGCGAUUUGCAGCAGUUCACGCGCAGGCUCUGGCCACCGUCACCUACGGCCCCAGCGGCCCCUGUCCGGUGCCAUCUGUCACCAGCGUCGUUGUAGUACAAGCGGGAUACUACAGCUCUUUCUUUCAGUCAGCCUCGCAGAUUGUGAACCUUUUUGGCAACGGUGAAACGGUUACGAUUCAGAAUGCCCCAACGACGUACAUUACGAACACAUACAUUACCACGACCAUCGUCUCCACGGUUACGAGUGUCGUCAGCCCCUCAACUACAUUGACGACUCCGUCUGGCGGCGCGAGUGUUGGGCCAGUGACCACGAGUGCAACUCCCGGCUCCUCGCUCUCAACGUCCAUCUCCACAGCCUCUACGGCAACUUCAAGCACCCCGCUUCCGGGCACCUCAACAACUUCCUCGACGGUAUUCACUCCUGUUUCUCCUCCUGUUACGACACCAACCCCGGCACCAGUUCUGACUUCCACAUCCGUUGAUGCCCAAGGGAACACAAUUUUAGUCCCGAUUACACAGCCACCAUUGGUUCUUGGCGAAGGUCUGCCGUCUGGAACCGUGACAGAUCUUCCUGCAUCAUCAGCGGUCAUCCUGGGCAUUGCAGUCGGUGGUAUAGGCGGAGCGAGGGUGAAGAGACAGGAUUCAGGCACAGAGGCCUCCGACCUGCUUUCGGGGCCUGAUGGCGGCUCCAGUAAUGCAUGUGACGUUGCUCAAAGGUAUUAUCUACAAAAUGGUCAACUGACGAAUGGUACCUAUGUGGUCGGCCGCAACACUACCGACUCCAGUGCCCUCAUGGUAGUUGAUCCGUAUCUCAACAACGUCACCACCGUGUUUGCGUUUGCUAAUGGCAUUUUGCAAUGGGAUUCGACCGAUCGAGGCCCUGCCCAGUUCUAUCGCUGCGGUGAUGACAAGGUGUACGCAGGCUUCCAAUCUCCGCCACAGGAUGAUUGCUACAAUGUCACAUUGGGCGGCAUUGCAGCCAGCGCCUGUCCGGUGCCGUAUAGGAAUGCAGACGCUAUUGCAUCAUCGACAACUACUUCCCAAAGCAUUUCAACCACAACGGACGUGCCGACCACGACCCCGGAAGUGACCACGACAACGACCACGACCACUGAUACGGAGAGUCCGACAUCAGCCACCACAACUUCUGAAUCGGCGUCCUCGAGCGAUCAAACCUCGACUGAAUCAUCAGCGACAUCGUCUCCUUCCUCAAGUUCAGAACCAACCGUCACCAGCUCUUUGGCACAGACUACUGAGCCUACUGUGACUUCAACCACCUCGGAUGUGUCGCCCGGCACUACAGCACCCGUGUCUACUUCCUCUACGUCUGCUGUGCCGAUAGGGACGAGUUCUUCAAUCAAGCUCAACGAGCCCGGUACCCCCACAAUCCAGCUCGACAAGUAUCCUCCAAUCACAGUCAAGCUCGUCGGCUAUUGUCACUACCCCGUCGAGCUCCAGCAGUGUUGUUCUCGUGCAAUCCAGCACGACUGCUGCAGCCGCAACGACAGUGGUCGUGACCACAACCUCUGGCAUUUCUUCAAGUGGAAGUACCGGCGCGGCCACAAGUGCACCAAGCUCUACAUCCCCGGGCAUUCAAAGUACAAGUCUGAGUAG
This is a messenger RNA of Fonsecaea multimorphosa CBS 102226, 1656 nucleotides long. RefSeq lists its product as uncharacterized. The coding region runs from base 1 to 1656 and encodes 551 amino acids. The transcript has 2 exons. NCBI's taxonomy places the organism in Eukaryota, Fungi, Ascomycota, Eurotiomycetes, Chaetothyriales, Herpotrichiellaceae. The record is from RefSeq and is a predicted model, not a curated record.